GGUAACAUGUUGAUUGCUCCUUCCUUUCCUCACUCUGUCAACUUGGGAGUAGAUGUGGACGCGCUGCUCCGCUGGACUUUGACAAACCGGCUGCUGCAGGACUAUGGCGGUCGGGACUUAAACCUCGAGGCCACAGCAAUGACCUCCGCUCUGGAGCUGAUGUUACUGAUGCACCAUUGACUCUGAACACAAGCGGCCGGCUGGGACUGGGCCCGGCGUGGAGUCACACGCGGCUACAUGCCUUUGCACUGUUGGAGGAUUGACCACUUUGCCUCUGUUGGACAGUUCAAUAGCAAUGCUGGCGAACUUUGAACAAGCAAGUGAUCCUUGUCCUCACGCAGAACAAGAAUCCUUGCCAGCUGGGGCCACACGUGGGAAGUUAAACAUUGCAGCACACACCAGUGGUCACUUUUAAAGAGAAGAAAAGAAAGACUAGAUGGAUGAACCAGAUCAGCGGAUUACAGUGUGCCCACCUGUUGUGAUGAAAUGUUACCACGACUGCACGCAGGAGAGCGGCCUCCACAGUCCGAAGAUGACCUCUGAUGUGUCCGCUGAGGCUCAAGCGGAUACCGUGACACGAGAAGACUUGAAGCUGGGCCACUUUCCAAGGGAUCAUUACAGUGACUUCUCAGUGUCCCCGUCACCUGAUUCCUCCAGCAGUAUUCUCAUCCAGAGCGACCAAGAACCCAGGAUCUCCCCUGACUUUCACGUGCGGUCGAGUAGCCAUGGAGAAUCUUCACCUUUGGAUAACCAGCCGAUCUCCUGCCUACAAGAUAACGUGUUUUGUGAUUCGCAAUCGAACCUGAACCAAAGUUUUUUUUCAACUCCCGUGAGUAGAACUGUCAGCUGCUGGAAUGCCAAUUUGUGCCAGGUUUUUGAUCGAGUAGCGUCAGCAGAUGCUUUGAAUCAAAACACGUUUGGAUCGCCCUCCGGUGCUUCAACCUGUCCAGAUACCACCGCGCAAGAUGGCGAGCCUGCUUCCUGCACAUCAUCUGGCAAAGCCUCAGCGGAGAACCAUUGCAGUUCUGGUGAAAUGGUCAUUCGAACCAACAGCUUUUGUCUGGAAGAUCUGUCUCUCCCGGUCUUUUCUUCCCUGGAGGAGUCAUUACUCUCCCCAUUAGAAGUGUUACCUGAAGAUUCUAAGCUAUUAUCAGAUAUUCUGCCCCAGCAAAGUGACUCAAAAGAUGCAGAUGGUAGUCAUUUCCUUGGGAUGACUUUCAUUCAGGAGGAGAACUGGGGGCCCCAAACUGAGAGCAGGGAUACAAGUUCUGAUAACUACCUAGUAGCAAUACCAAGUGCGGAUGAAGGCUGCCUACAAAGGACCUUCUUUGUCUCUGAUGCCUCUUCAGGAAACUGUAAUGAGACACCAUCUGCUCACAGAACAACAAGUGCUGAACAAGUCAAGACCCUUGUGUCCACGGUGGAAGCAACCAAAGAUGGGGAGAAUUAUGCUCAUGCUUCCACACCACUGCAAAACCUUGGGAACCAGAUAAACGGCCUACCUUGCUUUUCAGAGUCACCCUGUACAGGUCAGCAAAAAAGCCCACGGUCCGUACCUAAUCAGCUUAGGCAGGCCUCUAAACCACGUUUGGAAGUUGGCGGCGUAAAGGGAAAAGAAACUAAGAAGGCAACCAUAACCAACCUCAAAUCAAAAGUCAAACCGAUUCAUAGAGCAGCUGUGGCGACCCCUGCUGCUAAACACAAAGCACUGCCGCUGAGUGGGACGAGCAGAAACGCUGAAACUAGCAGAGGAAAGAUCGCCAGGAGUAGAUCCAAGUUGGCGGGUGUCGGUGAUCCUCCCCCGACAACGGGGCCCACUGAGUCCACAGAUGAGACUGAAUCCUCUGUAGCUUUAAAUGAAUGUGCCUCAUCACAGCAAUGUGUCCCUGCUGGUUCUGAGGCCCAGCAGGCAGCUGCAGUCCAAGAUCCCGAUUCCCCGGCGCAGGGUCCUGGCAACCAGACCUUCUGCUUAUCGGCCUUAGAAAAAUCCUCUGACAGAAGUAGCCAAAUGGAACCAAAACCAAAUUCUAAGAAGAGCGUAUUGGACAGAAUUAAAGGCCGGCAAGGCUCAGCCACAGGUCAAGACAGGCCUCCCGUCCUCAAGAUGCGGCCUCGGGGCUCCUCAGAGAGCUCCUUGUUGUCCAGAUCCACAAAGGAGAAAAAGACCCACAGGUUGCCCAGCGCUUUUUCUUUUCCCAAAAAGGGUACGCACCAAGGCUUGACUAAACUUGGACCUGUGACUAAUAAUGCCCCUGCUGCACGCAGCGAGUGGGUGGAGAAGUCUGGCGUGAGCCCAUCUGUAGGGCUGGAGGACCCCAGUCUUAAGUCCAGCAAGGCUCCAGAAACUCCUGUGGAGAAAAGCAAGGGAUCGCCUCCACCAACUGAAAGAACACCAGUGUCGCAACCUUCACUUGCUCCUCAAAAAAAAUCCAACCUGUCUGCCAGGCUGAGGAUUGCACCCAAAGUGAAAAGCGAAUCCACAAGCUGUAAGCCUUCAACACUACAAGCAAAGAAGAAGAGCGGUGCAGGCAACCAAAAACCUGGUGGCGAGUCGUCACAGCGAGGUCCUUCGACAAGCCUCAAGCCCUCUCUACAUGGACUGCGUAACCCCCAAACACCAGCCAGCCGCGCCUCCAUGUCUUCCGCUACCUCUUCUGGUUCCAAACUGCCACGUUCGGGUCUUGCACUCAGUCGCAACCAACAGAUGGAAGGAGCGUGUGGUGCGGAAGUGUCUGGAAGCGCCGCACCAAAACAAACCUUCAGAGCCAUGAGAAGUGUCUUUCUGAAGGCAAAGAUCAUCCCAACAGUGGCUGAAACUGCCAGAGGACCAACCCUGUCCACCACAUGCAAGUCUGUGGCCUCUGCAAGGAAGGGAUUAUGUCAUCCAGCGCAGACUCCCCAGGAAAGGACUUCUACAUCCAAACUUGUUCGGCUGCCUUUGAGCAAACCUGUGGACAAGAAGACGGCCAAGACCGGCUCCCGCCAGCAGCAAGCCUGCCCCAACAACAGACCGCCGGACGUGGUUCCGUUGGAGUUACCGGAGCACGAGAGAAAGACGAGGAUCGACCAGCUGAAGGAAGUCCUCGCUGCCAGAAACCGGGGUUUUGAGGCCGUCACUGUCGUCUUGAAGCACACUUUGACUGAGCGUGAUGAGGCGACGCGGCAGGGCAGGGAGCAGUCGCAGGAGCUGGUGGACCUCCGAGGAGAGCUGGUCAGCUCGGUGAACUCGGCCGAACGCCUGCAGAAGGAGAAGGAGGAUGUGCAGCGCUCUCUGGAAAGUGCGCUGCACACGCUGCAGGAGCAGCACCAGAAGGACCUGGAGCAGGUGGAGAAGAGACUGCAGACCUUCUAUCAGGCCGAGUGGGACAAGGUCCACCUCACCUACCAGGAGGAGGCCGACAAGUGCAAGGCUCGCAUGCAGGAACAGCUCGAUGAGCUACAAGCCCAGCACGAAGCCAUGAAGGAGGAGCUGGAGAGAAGCCACUCCCAUCAGCUGACGUGUGUGAAACAACAGUGUGAAACAUCGCUGGAAGAGCUCAGGAAAUUCCACAGUCAGGAGCUGGAGUCGCUGGGCCGAACCGUGAAGGAGGCCGAAGCCACUCUCACUGUGCGGAUCCAGCAGCUGACCGAGGAGAACCAGGUCCUGCAGGAGAAGCUGACAGCUGAGGAGAGUCGCAGGAGAGAGCUGGCUGAGAGGAGUCAGAAGGACUCGCGCACCCUCUACCUGGAGCAGGAGCUGGAGAGCCUGAAAGUGGUGCUGGAUAUCAAGAACCAACAGCUGCACCAGCAGGAGAAGAAGCUGAUGGAAAUCAACUCACUGACAGAGAAGAAUGUGACGCUGGACGAAAGCCUGAGGAAGGUCCAGCAGGAGAAUGAGGAUCUGAAAGCUCGCAUGGAAAGACACGCCGCCCUGUCUAAACAACUGUCCACCGAGCAGGCCGUGCUGCAGCAGUCGCUGCAGAUGGAGUCCAAGGUCAACAAACGCUUGUCCAUGGAGAACGAGGAGCUGCUGUGGAAGCUGAAUAACGGGGAGCCCCACCGCGUCUCCCCCGGCUCCCCAUCCCACUCCUUCAGCCUCCAGUCUCCGUGCAGGUCCAACAUCUUCUCCAGCCCCUCGGUGUCACCCAGAUAACCACGGGCCUCCGCUCCAGACUGAAGUUACGGUUGCACAGAAGCACUUAAUCCGAGGCGGCGUCCUCUUUCUUCGCCUUCUGACUCGGUGGAUUUGAGGGAAUCUCAGGACCUACUCGUGGUGAAUCACUGUUUUCUUACGCCUGCUUGGUGGCACAGGGAAAAGGACUUUUCCUCACUGUAGAAGGGCUUCUACUCCUUCCUCACGGACUGGCGUGGGACUGUGAAGUCACCUGUGCUCAAGAGAUUUUCAUUUGUCUGUUGUAAGGGACCAAUCCAAGUCUUUGCAUGUUGAGUUCUGUCCACCACCCCCGACUCAACCCUCUGAAUGUGCUAAUGCAGCUUUAACCUUUGACCUCAGGCUCAAGGUUGGCCUUGGAAGGGUCUCAAAAGAGUGUGGAAACUGGGUGUGUGUGUGUGUGUGUGUGCACCAGGUUUGAAAUAUGCAAGUAAUAAAGUAUUAUUCUCAAAGUGUUGGUCACCAGCUGUUUUGUGUUGUCGCUCAAACCCAAGUAUCCAGCAGUGGCUUGUUUUGGACGACCAAUGGGAAAAUGUUGUGGCGCCGAACCAAAGAAAGUUCUGGGCUCGCAUUCCACAUACGGAGAGUAUUAAGACGUCAGUCUGGCACGCUGAUCCUUUUUAUAUAAGCCAGUCGUCAUGGCAGCAGGCGGACCUGCGACCUCA
Molecule: messenger RNA, 4815 nt
Organism: Synchiropus splendidus (mandarinfish)
Lineage: Eukaryota; Metazoa; Chordata; Actinopteri; Syngnathiformes; Callionymidae
Gene: mtus1a
Product: microtubule associated tumor suppressor 1a
Exons: 15
Coding region: 437-4132 (1231 amino acids)
Cellular component (GO): nucleus; cytoplasm
Molecular function (GO): microtubule binding
Source: RefSeq, a predicted model, not a curated record